Messenger RNA from Rotaria sp. Silwood1, 297 nucleotides. Lineage: Eukaryota; Metazoa; Rotifera; Eurotatoria; Philodinida; Philodinidae. The record is from the annotation of a GenBank genome assembly.
AUGGCUUCAAAUGGUUGCAUAUAUUAUGAACAAUUAUGUGAUUCAUCAUCAGUUCGUAAUGGUUCAUUUUAUGUAACAAAUACUCUCGAUAUAAAACAUGAAAGUAUAACUGAAAUAAAUAAUAAUGGAAUUUUACUUGGUGGUGGUGUAUCUGUUUAUUUUUCAUCAACAUUAAUAUUAUUAUUUUGGUCAUAUGUUCAUGGAAAAAAUUUCUAUGAUGUGAAAAUGACACCAACAACAUCAUCAACAAAUGGUAAUAAUAAAUCAACUUCAACUUAUCAUACAUUAUGUUCAUGA